GGUGUUCAUCGCCUCGAGGCAACAUUAGUGGACACAUACGUUACGCACCGGACUGAAGCCCAGGACGCCACAGAUUGCAAGGGACGGGAUGUUGGCCUGUACUGCCUUACUUCAGGCUAUAAUCUGAGCCUACCUGUACCUACCUCUUACAUAGGUACCUUAGGUACCUGGUACCUAAGGACCUUUUUUGACGACAGUCAACAUUUACAGCAUCAAUCCAAGCACCAAAACCGCCACCAGCAACAGUGAGGCAAGAAAGAGAAAACGGCCAUCAUGUCUCUUCCACUUCUCCCAACAGCAGCAGCAUGCGCCCUUUUUCUUACGAUCGUGUACAAGUUUAUCCUGCAUCCCGCAUUCAUCUCUCCGCUCUCCAAGGUCCCUUCCGCACACUGGUCUUCAUCCAUCUCCCCACUUUGGGUCCUCUACCACCGGCUCCUCCAACAAGACACGCCCGUCCUCGCAUGCCUCCACAAGAAGUUCAACGCCCCAAUUCUGAGAAUAGCACCCAACGAGCUCUCGGUCAACUGCGUUUCAGGCGGUCUUCGAACAAUCUAUUCCGGAGGCUUCGAAAAAGGCACAUGGUAUUCCAAUGUCUUUUCAAAUUACGAUGUCCAACCAAUGUUUGCCAUGGAGGAUAAAGAGGGACAUUCGAAACGAAAGAGGAUUUUGAGCAAUAUCUAUGCUAAGAGUACGCUUCAAAGUUCGAAGGCUUUGGAUGAACAGACGGAGGUGAUUAUCAAGGAAAGGUUGAGGCCCAGAAUAUUGGCAGAAGUUGAGAAAGAAGCGACGAAUGGAGGUGGUGGAAUUGAGUUCUAUGAUAUCUUUUGCGCUGUGACGAUGGACUUUGUCAGUGCCUAUAUCUUUGGCCUGGAAAACGGGUCGGACUUCUUGGUUAGCGAUAAGGAUGGUGGGAUCAGACUUUUUCAUGACUUCAAAGCGAGGCAGAAGUAUACAUUCUGGCCACAGGAAUGUCCUGGAUUCACGAGGUUUUUGGCCAAGUUGGGGUUGAAGUGGUUAGUUGUUCCCACCUGGGUCGAUGGAGCCAACCAGGACAUUGAGAGCUGGUUGAUGGGGAUGUGUGAGAAAGCGAAGCAGACGGCACAGAAGAUCGAUGGCGGCGGGGAGGUAAAUGAGAGGGAUGUGCCGACGGUGUACAGACAACUGGAAGGGGGCUUGCAGAAAGAACAGAAGAAGUCAGGCAUUGGAGCGGAAGGAAACUUGAAAAUUGAAAUCGCGUCCGAACUACUCGAUCACACACUCGCUGGCUUCGACACGUCAAGUAUCACGCUCACUUGGCUAGCAUGGCAACUCAGCAAAACUUCCAACCAGCACUGGCAGGACAUGCUACGAAAGGAAAUCUCAACCUUGAAAGAAGAAGAUUCCCUCGAUGCAAAAGCCAUCGACGCUUUACCAAUCCUACAUGCAAUCCUCAUGGAGUCAUUGAGAUUACACGCUGCCAUCCCAGGUCAACAACCCCGAAUCACCCCCUCGCAUACUCUCACUACGCUUGGAGACCCCGAAGCCGGUGCCGUAUACGCGAAUCUGCCUCCCAAUACUCGCGUCCAGUCACAGGCUUAUGCCCUCCAUCGUAACCCCAAUGUCUUCCCUGACCCAGAUAGUUGGCUGCCUGAUCGUUGGCUAAAUGCCUCCUCUUCGCCCUCUCUCACAGCCCCGGUUGACACGAUGACAGAUACAGUGUACACUCCUCGCACAGCAGACCAACUCCGCGAAAUGAGCCGAUACUUCUGGGCGUUCGGCUCCGGUGGAAGGAUGUGCGUAGGCAGUAACCUCGCCAUGUUAGAUAUGAAAGCCACAAUCGUGGGAGUCUGGGGCAAAUUUCAGACUACUAUCGUGGAUGACGAGGGCAUGGUGCCCAACGGAGGGUAUAUGGCUGAACCUUUGGGCGUAGGCAAAGGUGGACACAAGGGAAUUGGAGGCAAGUAUGCUGAUGGAGAGCUGAGAAGGUUUUUGAGGUUGAAGGUGGUAGAGAACAUGAAGGCUUGAUUAUUUGAUGCUUUGACGAUAUCACAACGCGUCAGUGGGGGGAAGAUGUAGUAAGACGGGUCUUGUGAAUUGAAUGAGCCAGUACCUAUGCUACCUCCUCGGAGGUAGCUUUCUGGCUUGUCUUGUUCAUUAUCGAUUGCGGUAGG
Sphaerulina musiva SO2202 is the source of this 2150-nucleotide messenger RNA. Its product is annotated as cytochrome P450. The transcript has a single exon. Lineage: Eukaryota; Fungi; Ascomycota; Dothideomycetes; Mycosphaerellales; Mycosphaerellaceae. Gene Ontology annotation, molecular function: iron ion binding; monooxygenase activity; heme binding. The record is from RefSeq and is a predicted model, not a curated record. Bases 274 to 2004 code for a protein of 576 amino acids.